AUGCAUAAAAAUAUCUCGUACAUAGCAUCAACCGACUCCACCGAGUUGAAGGAGCCGUACCAAUCAAUACCACUGAGAAAUCUUCUGUCGCUUUUGUUCUCAUAUGUAUACGAACAUUCGCGGAAGAUCAUGAAGUCAGAGCGAAAAGUUGAGGACAGCUUCAAGCUUUUGGAGAAGUUUACAUCGGUUGAUAAGGAUCUUGUUUGGACGCAGUCGAAUUGCGACCCGUUUGCUGCUAUUCUAGCUUUGUUGGAAAAAGAGGAGAACUUACCGGAAUGUCCUUCUUCGUGUCGUUGUGGCCAACGGCCCUAUCCCCAUGAGAUUGCUACUACAUCUAAGUCGUCUUCUCACCAUUUUGAGCCGAAUACAUUUUUCGACGUGAGAGUUCGUUAUGGACAUUUGAUCAUGCUGGUGUUUCGCGAGAUAGCACAUGGAUUGACAUCCGCAAAUGAAAGUGAAUCUUUGGAAAAAUCUAUGGAAACCCCUGUUGUUUCGCUGAAAAAUUCUGCACUAUUAUCAUCUGCUUUUCAAUUUUUCAUUCUUACAUGCGUGUCGCCUUACCUUGAUCAAGGUGUCGGUAUUCCAUUACAGUUGCGAUCGCAUGUAAUCAGAUCCUGGGAGAAAUGUGCAAGCGAUCAAGAAUUCAAGAGGGCCCAACUUAUUCUUGCUGGUGAAUGCAUAACGGAUCUUCUUGACUGUGACGAUAACGUUCGUACAACACUGCUUAGAAAAUACUGCUCGGAUAUUGUAUGCGUUUUCGAGCAGUUGUUGUUAUUGGAUGAUACCAGCUUGUCUAAGAUUUAUGAGAGAAUCAUGGGGUUGCUUGACCCACAGCUUUUGGUCUGCACUUACCUGGGUUUGCUGAAGCCGAGAGGUGGCGUAUCGCCUCCAAAGAACUUCGUAUUGUCCAUCGGUUCGCGUCUUACAAACAUUUUGAUGGCGAAAGGUGGUCUCGGAGUUACACUGUCAUCGUAUGAAGAAAUCAAUGGCGAACAUUUUUGGCAAAACACUCCAUUUUUGACGAGUCUUGCGAAGCAGUUUGCGCUCCCUCCAAAGAAAAGCAAGAAGAUGUCUUAUUAUAGGAACAUGACUGCUCAGUUUAUUGAACUUAUCACUACUGCUAAGUUCUCCCGCACGAAAGUUGCUGCUUUGUUCUCCAUGUUCGUCGAGGAAAUGCGGAGUAGGGAGCCCGUUGCUGCUGAUAUAUUCGUUGAUGAUACUUUGUUUAAAGUGUGGGAGGCAUUGCCAUCUUUGCCACAUCCUGCGUGGACCAACGAUCAUGCUACUUCUCUCAUUCUGCUGCGCCUAUGGAGUGAUGGAAAUGCGAGUGCGCGCAAUUUGAAGGCAAAUCAACGUUUUUUGCCCUGCGUUGCCGUUCUUCUGUCUUUGCUGUCAGUUUCUGAUGUCGACAAGAAAACUUCCCUUACUAGCGUCGUCGAUGAUAUCUUUGCCAUAUGCAGAUCUGCACUGAAGGAUGUUGAAAACCUGUCUGACCUUCUGCUUAGCUUUAUCAGUGAUCCUUCACCUUCUUUUGAGAUUACGCAGCAGCGAAGCCUUGUACAAGAAGUUGAUAUGAAAAUCUCUUUGUACGGAAAUGUGGCAUUGUCUCGAGCUGUACUUAACAGAGAACAAUUGCUUGCGAGAAGAAUCGAUUCGUGCUUGUCUUUUGUAAAAAGCUUGGAUAAGCCACUCUCCAGUCACCUACUAGUUGAAAUUGCUUGUAAAUGUGUUCAACGUUGGAGCAUUGAUGUCAACGUGCCUCGUUUUAUCCGGGACCUCUCGGCAACCAGUGUGCUGCCUCAGUCCUCUUGGCACUUCAUAGCUGGUGUAUUCUUCGAGCAGAUACAGGACAGCGAUAUAGAUUGCGCUGAUAGGAAUACAGUCAUAUCUCUACUCAGACUAUCUCAGGAAAUUAUACGCUCUACAAUGCAGUAUCUUCAAGAGCGCAGUAAAAAAUUGAGUUCUCUGGAUAUCAUUGCUGUUGAGAGUGAAGAAGAUCGUCAGCUUCACGUAACAGAGUUGCAAAACGCAAAAAUGGCUGUUGGACUGGCUGGAGCAGUUGUCGUGACAGCCUCAUUGGAUGAAGAGAUCUCCUCUGAACUCUCUAAAACUUGCGCGGUCAUGUCGUCGUUUUCUAAGCUGGUGAACGAUUUGAAGUGCAGCGACGAAGAUGUGUUGGUCAUAGGGUCAGAUGCGCAAAAGUUGGCCAGCUUGUUUGAGAAGGAGCAAUCAUCAACUGAGGUUACACACUCUGUCACGAGUAAAAAGGAGUCCGCUGUGGAUGUGGUGGAAAGUAUGCGAGAACGUAUAACACAAGAUUCUCCUGUAGAUCGUGGUGGAGCUCUUCUUGACGUAGGUCGCUUGAUACGAUCGCGAAGUCCCACUAUAUUGUUGCAGCUCGAAGAAUGGCUGUUUGAAGCGAUGAAAGGAGCUCUCUUUGAUCACGACUCUUAUGUGUAUUUGGCUGCUAUUAAUGCGCUUGCCGAGGCAUCCUGUUACAGUUCAAAGUAUCUGCGCGAAAUGAUCUCCCUGUUCAAAGAUUUCCAAGUUCCUUCAACUUCUUCUGCUCCGCAGGCUGAUCCCAUACAAGAGUCUGAUGCAGUUAACGGAGAAAAUCCUGUCAGCGUCGAAGUUGUCGUCCGAUCAAGACUCUGCGAAGCGAUUGGAAAAGUAUUCAAAGAGCUAGGAGAAAUGGGCCCGGUUUGGAUGGACGAAUGUGCUGGCGAUUUCUUAGCUUGCUUUUCCGAAGACGAUGAGAUCCUUAGGGCUAGCUCAGUACAGUCCUUAGCUGAACUCGUCCUAGCUUGCCGAGGCAAAAAUAUAGAGAAAUAUCUAAACGAAAUACUUCUUCUCGUCGAAAACGCGCUUACAUCUGAAUCUAGUGCCUUAGUAAGGCGUGCAGCAGUGAAUCUUCUUCGUCAAAUUAUCAAAUCAUGCGACACCAUGAUUUUUGAGGUUAUUGGCUCCCGGUUACGAGAUUUGCAUCGGCAAAUUCUACACCUAUGGCGCUUUGACCCUGAUCAUGUCGAUUGGUUGAUGAAUAAAGUGGACGUGGCAGCAAUUGCAGCUACUGUGCAAGAAUUUUAUCAGACAAAUAAUGCUGAGCGUCGAAAGCAGUUGGAUGAGGAUCUUUGUCAAUUUAAAGAUAGGUUCUCCUGCGAUGAUACGGUAGCCGCCUGUAUCUUGUUAAUGGGUGGUCGAUAUCCGGCAAAUGUGCAAUAUUUUGGAGCUAUAUCUCUGUAUGAGACCAUCAGACAGCGAUAUGAGGAAUGCGUGGCAAAUAUUGCUCUUAUGGAAGUGCUGAAAUCGUUUCUUAUUGAAAACCUCACUUCGAGUGCUCAUGUCCAGCUGCAAUCCAUCACAAAUAAACUGUCAUCUGCAUUAGCAAUACUGUCUCUCUACUGUAUCCCGGAUGUUUGGCCUGAUCCUGUGGCAACUCUCACAAAUAUCUGGGCAGCCCAACCGGAACUGCUACUAAGGGUACUUGCCGAGAUUGCUGCUGAAUUUUCAAACAUCAAAAUGCCACUUACUCAACGAAGCAAAUUGAAAACUGAACUGCACAGAACUUCCGAGGACAUCAUUCGCAUCAUUUCUACUGUCAUGGGGGCUGAAGAUGCUUCCCCUUCCACCCGACAAGCUGCUGUUGAGUGUGUCGAACAGUGGAUCAAAUUGCCCGGGGUUGGGUUGCAACAGUGGGCUUCUGUUCUAUCCGUAGUUUUUGGAGCAGUUGCCGAAGACAGUGCCGCACUAACAAAUCUGCUCAACAUCCUUGCGGCUAAUGAUGAAUUAGCAUCCACUGAUCAGCUGGUCAAUGAUUUAUGCCACUAUAUCACCACCACUGUUGCUCAGAAGUUGUCGACAGACAUCGCUGACGAUGUUGACAGUGAUGAAUUCGUGUCUCUCGUCUCCGCCAUCUGUACCGUCGCAGUCACUGCUAUCCCUACGCUUCUAAAAAAUGCCAAGAAAAAUGGGCCAGAGUUGCUUUGUGAACUCUGUUCGCUCCUGGCCAGUAUCAGCUCCUGCGAUGGUUUCUACGCCGUAGAUGAACUGAUUUCGGACAUGCCUGCACCCUUUUUCACAACUCUUCGAGAACAUAUCGGCUCAAUUGCUUCAUGUAGCAGGCAGGACAACACUCUUAAUGUUGCAACAGCUGUAAGUUCUUAUUAUGCGGAAGUCUGUCGAACCGCAGUGGCGAAGAUGUCGUUCCCACCAGACGAAUGCUUCAAGCAAUACGACAAAGUGCAAAGGGAGCAAUUUUGCAGAUACCGGUUAGCGAGGAGUGAAAUAUCGAUAGAUGCAUAUUUUAUGACUGGUAGAGAGACGUUACAAUUUUUGAAUCAGGAGUUGGAGCAGUCUAUAGCCAAGAGAGAUUUGUGCAGGAUAGAAGCUAUUAUGUACCUCUGGGAAAACGUGGCGGAUUAUCUGAGCGAAGCAGAUUAUGCCGAAAUUUGCUUCAAUCUCGAACUAUGCACCCGACUGUCAGGAAUAGGUGAAGGAGUGGACGCAGAUAGACUAGCGAACACUAUAAUGCGACAUCUUCAUGCGCUUUCACAUCUCAUACAGGAGCACGAUAACGCCGCUGAAUUCGAAGGUCAUGUUGUAUGCUUGGUUCUUCCAUUUGUUGCACGGAAAGGGGUUAGCAUAGAGGCACUUCGUACCCUUGACAAGUUUGUCUCAGAGCGGUCUAAUGGGAUUAAGCGCGUGGACAAUGAAAUAUCCCAAUGUUGUUAUUCUUUCUUCAUGGAUGAAACAAACAACCAAGAUUUGCGUUUACAAGCACUCAAAUGCAUUGGUUAUGUUCUGUCAACGAAGUCGCAAAGUGAUGUCAUGAAUAUUCUGAACAAUGUCGUAUCACAUCAUCUACAAGGAAUGGAGAAUGGGGAUGCUGUCCUUUCACAGGGCAAAAUAGAAGAAAUAAAGUUUCAAAUCAGCAUCUUCAUGUGCUUGUUCAGUAGCUUGAACAGCAAAGAAACCGCACGUUCCGAUGAGUCUCCGAUUGUGUUAAUUUUUCGACAAGUAUUCCCAGUUUUCCGGAAUUUCCUCGAAUUGAACGAAUUACCCACUGCUGUCGGUGACAAGGUUUGCGAUGCUGUACGCAGUGCUGUCUCAAAUUUUCCUGCGGAGCAUCUGCCUGAAAUGCUGCCCAUGGUCUCCGAACUGCUUUCUAGAGCUCUUUUCACAAAUCCUUCUGCUGGAUGUACACUGGCAAAAACUGUAGUGUUGGUGUUCGGACACAACGCUUCUACUACUCCACCAUUGUGUAAGUGCAUUCGGGAAUGGUUGGAGUCCUUUGCGCAAACCUUGCCAUCUCAAUCUGUAGAGGAGUGGUUAUCAUUGAUAUACCAGAUUAUGAAGAAGAACUAUAAAAUGUUGCGAGCAAACGGCGAGGAAUCACUAUCUUCCAUUUCAAGUGCAAUACUGAUCGCGGGACAGACUUUGGCCGAUUCUCGGGAGCCAUGUGUUGUUCGCUUGGCAUCGCAGGUACUAGCGAUCAUAGCAACUCAGUGCACUUCAUACGGUGAUGAAGCUCCAAGACUUUUGCUAGCAAGGCAUGGACCAGAACUUGUCAAGACUAUAUUCAUACGUAUACAGACGGAACUUAUUCGUGCAACGGUUGAAUCCCUCGCGGAGGUGCUAUAUUUCUUUGCGAAAGAAUUUUCUGCUGAGACGAGAACUGUUCUAAACGGGAUGGAAAACGGUGACUCUCCUCUAGUAGCUGCAAUGUUCAGAGAGAUCGGAAAUUUACGUAAUUUCAAGCAGAUGACUUUGAGGCUCAAUAUGGCUUCAUUGAAAGACAUGCGCUCGUAGAUGACUCAUAGAACUCGUACAAUUUGUGGGUUUCUUGCUGCUUUUAUUCUCUCUUCACUUUUCAGUUGGAUGUUGCUACACUUCUUAUAUGCAGAAACUUUUUGUUAUUACUAGUACGAAUGGCAUUUUUUCUUUUACGUCCAAAAGUCGUUGUUCCUUGUAUAAAGCUAGCCUUCAGUGCAGAAAAGUUAUCGUUAGGUCAAGUUCAAAGUGUGUGGAGAUAAGGCAGUCUGCUCGCAUAAAUUUUGUCCAAAAAACCCUCUGAUUCAUGCAACUAGGCUGCAUAGUCUCCAACAAACUUUAUGAGUGGAAGCCGACGAUAACUUCUCACUCUGCAAAGCUCAACUUGAAAGCAAAGAGUUUAGAGCUAGCUGUUUAAGUCUUUCAUCAUAGAACGAGUGGUUAUCGCUCACUGAAAUAUAUGCAUCAGUGUUGUGUUCGCUUGAGUAGUAAAAAAGACUGCAGCUUUCUAGUUAUUUCAGGUCUCCAUUCUUACUCUUUAGUUGUUCGUCAUUGCACCCAGUCUAUACGUUUUGAUUGUCUAAUUUAAUUACGUUGUAAUCUUCGCAUGCGAUAUUUGGCCAUACUGUUUUCAUUACUAUGUGUCUGCUAGUUCCGUAUACUCUAGUGCCGUUUACGGGUGAGAUUGUGCGC
Molecule: messenger RNA, 6462 nt
Organism: Cylicocyclus nassatus
Lineage: Eukaryota; Metazoa; Nematoda; Chromadorea; Rhabditida; Strongylidae
Source: the annotation of a GenBank genome assembly